AUGGAAUACUUGGAGUGUAAGUUAAGUGACGAGACUCAUAAAGCGGACGUGGAUGUGAAGCUUGAUACCCAAGUCAUCCUGGGGAAGGGUAGUUUCAAGUAUCUCUGGUCUAUAAUCCAGGGUAACAAGGAGAUUGAUGAUGAGAGAAUGAAAGUAGCAGAAAUAAGGAUGCUAAGAUGGAUAUGUUGGCAUACGAGGAGAGAUAAGUUUAGGAACGAAGUUAUUCGGCACAAAGUUGGAGUGGCCCCUGUGGAGGACAAGAUGCGGGAGUUGAGGCUGAGAUGGUUCGAGCACGUACAGAGGAGGAGUGUGAAUGCUCCUGUUAGGAUGUGUGAGAGGUUGGCCGUGGUGGGUCUGAGAAGGGGUAGAAGAAUACUGAAGAAGUAUUGGGGAGAGGUGAUUAGGCAAGAUAUUGCGCUACUUCAGCUCACUGAGGCCAUGAUCUAG
Messenger RNA from Nicotiana tabacum (common tobacco), 447 nucleotides. The record is from RefSeq and is a predicted model, not a curated record. NCBI's taxonomy places the organism in Eukaryota, Viridiplantae, Streptophyta, Magnoliopsida, Solanales, Solanaceae.